GCUUUCUCAAUUCAAAACCCAAACUUUUGAAUUGGGUUUCGACAUUUUCCCUGAUUUGUGUUAGCAGAACGGUUUUCGAAGUGAAGUAUCUGUGUUAGCUGAAGAUGACAGUGCCUUCGAAGAAAUCCCAGAAGGGAAAAUCCAAGGACGGGAAGCCUAAGCUGAACAAAGCUUCAAGGAAAGAAUUCAAAGCGAAGAAGGGUCCGAAGGAGGCCACUCGGGCCGAGACUGCUUCUCUACAGCUCGAAGAUGAUGUCCCUGACUUCCCUAGAGGUGGAGGGAGUUCUCUGAGUAGGGAAGAACGUGAUCAAAUUCGUGCUGAAGUAGAUGCUGAAUUUGAGGCAGAGGAGAGAGGGUUGAAGAAGGGUAAGAGGAAAAAGCUGCAGAAAAAUAGUCCGGCCCUGGUUGAUGAUUUGGGAUCACUUUUUGGUGAUGGUAUUACUGGCAAGUUACCAAAAUAUGCUAAUAAGAUUACUUUGAAGAAUAUUACUCCAGGAAUGAAGCUUUGGGGUGUUGUUUCUGAAGUAAAUGAGAAGGACCUUGUAAUUAGCCUGCCGGGGGGCUUACGUGGUUUAGUUCGUGUAGCUGAUGCAUUUGAUCCUGUUUUCAGUAAUGAAGAUGAUGUGGACAAGGAAGACAGUUUUCUUCCAACCAUAUUCUAUGUUGGUCAGCUUGUUGCUUGUGUUGUAUUGAACUUGGAUGAUGAUAAGAAAGAAAGUGGCAAAAGAAAGAUAUGGCUUUCUUUGCGUCUUUCUUUGUUGCACAAAGGUUUCACUUUGGAUGCUAUUCAAGAAGGGAUGGUUCUCACUGGAUAUGUGAAAAGCAUUGAAGAUCAUGGUUACAUUCUUCAUUUUGGAUCAUCUUCAUUUAUGGGUUUUUUGCCAAAAAAGAGUCAAGCUGAAGGUAUGGAGGCUGAAGCUAGGACUGGGCAACUUCUCCAAGGGGUUGUUGGACGGAUUGAUAAAACUCGUAAAGUUAUCCAUCUGAGUUCUGAUCCUGAUACAGUGUCUAAAUGUGUGACUAAGGAUCUCAAAGGUAUUUCAAUUGAUCUUCUUAUUCCGGGCAUGAUGGUUAAUGCUAGUGUUCGAUCAAUCCUUGAGAAUGGGAUUAUGCUGUCAUUCCUUACAUACUUUACUGGGACGGUUGACAUGUUCCAUUUACAAAACAAAUUUCCUAAUAAAGACUGGAAAGAAGAGUACAGUCAAAAUAAGAAGGUUAAUGCUCGAAUAUUGUUUAUUGAUCCUUCAACUAGAGCUAUUGGUUUGACCCUGAAUCCUCAUCUUGUGCAGAACAAGGCUCCUUCUUUGCAUGUUAAAGUUGGAGAUAUUUAUGAGCGGUCAAAAGUAGUCCGGGUUGAUAGAGGACUGGGGCUUCUGCUUGACAUCCCUUCUUCACCAAUGUCAACUCCUGCUUAUGUUAAUAUAUCUGAUGUUGCUGAAGAAGAAGUUCAGAAGCUUGAAAAAAAGUUUAAGGAAGGGACCCAUGUUCGUGUUAGAGUUCUUGGGUUCAGACUUUUGGAAGGAGUUGCUACUGGGAUUUUGAAGGCUAGUGCAUUUGAAGGGCCAGUAUUCACUCACUCAGACGUCAAGCCUGGGAUGGUGGUGAAGGCUAAAAUAAUCGCUGUUGACAGUUUUGGUGCAAUUGUGCAAUUUCCAGGUGGUGUGAAGGCACUUUGCCCUGUCCGACAUAUGUCUGAAUUUGAAAUUACAAAGCCAGGAAAAAAAUUCAAGGUUGGAGCUGAAUUGGUCUUCCGGGUGCUUGGUUGCAAGUCCAAGAGAAUAACUGUUACCUUCAAGAAAACUCUUGUGAAAUCAAAGCUUAGUAUUAUAGCUUCCUAUGCUGAUGCAACUGAUGGUUUGGUAACACAUGGAUGGAUUACAAAGAUUGAAAAGCAUGGAUGCUUUGUCCACUUUUACAAUGGAGUCCAAGGAUUUGCACCUAGAUCUGAACUUGGACUAGAACUGGGAAAUGAUCCAAGUUCAAUGUAUAAUGUCGGACAAGUCGUUAAAUGUCGCAUAACUGGUUCUAACCCCACUUCACGGCGGAUCAACCUUAGUUUCCUGAUGAAGCCAGCAAGGGUUCCAGAAGAUCAGAUGGUGAAGUUGGGUAGCAUUGUUUCAGGAGUUGUUGAAAGUGUGACCCCUCAGGCAGUGUAUGUAUGUGUUAAUGGAAAAACGUACUUGAGGGGUACAAUUUCUCCUGAACACUUGGCAGAUCACCAUGACCAUGCUGCUUUGUUGAAGUCAGUUUUGAAGCCUGGAUAUGAGUUUGAUCAACUACUGGUAUUAGACAUUGAGCCCAAUAACUUGCUACUCUCUGCAAAAUAUUCUCUUAUAAAUUCAGCUGAACAGCUGCCUUCUGAUCUCAGUCAGCUUCACCCCAACAUGGUGAUCCAUGGUUAUGUUUGUAAUUUAAUUGAAACUGGCUGUUUUGUCCGGUUUCUUGGCCGCUUGACUGGCUUCUCUCCAAGAAACAAGGCAAUGGAUGACCACAGAGCUGAUCUUUCGGGAGCCUUCUUUAUUGGUCAAUCUGUUCGCAGUAAUAUACUGGAUGUCAAUAAUGAAACAGAAAGAAUAACCCUUUCCUUAAAGCAGUCAUGUUGCUCAUCAACGGAUGCAUCCUUUAUUCAAGAAUAUUUUAUUUUAGAGGAGAAGAUUGCUAAGCUGCAAUCAUCAAAGGCUGAUGGAUCUGAGUUAAACUGGGCCGAGGGAUUUAACAUUGGCUGCAUUGUUGAGGGAAAAGUGCAGGAGACAAAGGAUAUUGGAGUGGUUGUCAGCUUUGAGAAAAACAAUGAUCUUUUGGGGUUUAUCACCCAUUAUCAAUUAGUUGGGACCACUCUGGAAACAGGAUCCGUUAUUCAAGCUGCAGUUCUUGAUGUAUCCAAGUCCGAACGUCUUGUUGAUUUAUCUUUGAAACCUGAGUUUGUUGAUAAAUCAAAAGAGAAAAGUUCCAAAAGCAAAACUCACAAGAAACGCAAAAGAGAAGCAUCAAAGGAGUUGGAGAUGCACCAGACAGUAAAUGCCGUCGUUGAGAUUGUUAAAGAGAAUUACUUGGUUCUUUCCUUGCCUGAGUAUAACGAUGCCAUAGGUUAUGCUUCAAUUGCAGACUACAAUACCCAGAGGUUUCCUUCAAAACAAUAUGUCAAUGGGCAAAGUGUCAUUGCCACUAUUAUGGCCUUUCCAAGCCCUUCAACUGCAGGGAGGUUGCUAUUGCUCCUUAAAUCUAUAAGUGAAGCUGCUGAGACAUCUAGUUCAAAAAGGGCUAAAAAGAAGUCCAGUUAUAAUGUGGGGUCUUUGGUUCAGGCAGAGAUUACUGAAAUUAAGCCUCUUGAAUUGAGAGUGCAAUUUGGAAUUGGAUUCCGUGGGCGGGUUCACAUAACAGAGGUGAACGAUGAUAGCAUAGUUGAAAAUCCAUUUUGUAACUUCAGAGUUGGGCAAGCAGUCACUGCAAGAAUUGUUGGAAAGUCUGAUAAUAAGAAAGGAAACCAGUGGGAUCUCUCCAUCAAACCCUCAAUGCUUUCUGGUACCGUUGAGAUAGGUGACAAGUUUACGGAUGAAGAACUCAAUUUUUCAACAGGGCAAAUUGUCAGUGGUUAUGUGUACAAAGUGGACAGUGAAUGGGCAUGGCUAGCAAUAUCUCGAGAUUUGAAGGCUCAACUAUUUAUUCUUGACAGUUCAUGUGAGCCUACUGAACUUCAAGAAUUCCAGAAACACUUUUAUGUUGGAAAGCCUGUCUCUGGGCAUGUUUUAAAUAUUAACAAGGAAAAGAAGCUAUUACGAUUGGUGACACAUCCUUUGGGUGUUGCUGGCAAAAGUAUUGAUGGAAAGGAUAGUAAGGUAGAUGAUUCACAUGGUAUCAUUUCUGAUGAGAAUGUUACAGCUCAUAUUCAUGGAGGAGAUAUUGUCGGUGGUAGAAUCACAAAAGUACUUCCAGGUGUUGGUGGAUUGCUUGUGCAAAUUGGUCCUCACACGUAUGGUAGAGUUCAUUUUACUGAACUUAAAGAUGCAUGGGUGUCUGACCCAUUAUCUGGAUAUAAUGAAGGACAGUUUGUUAAAUGCAAGGUCUUAGAAAUGAGCCGCUCAGUCAAAGGCACUGUUCAUGUCGAUCUGUCAUUGCGUUUAUCUUUGGAUGGCAUGCUUCCACAGAAUGAUGGAGAUACUAGUAGCAAUCGUGUGCAGAAAAUUGAGGAUCUUCAUCCCAAUAUGGUUGUGCAGGGUUAUGUUAAAAAUGUUGUCCCAAAAGGAUGCUUUAUCCUGCUUUCACGCAAGCUUGAUGCAAAAAUUCUCCUCUCAAAUUUAUCAGAUGGAUAUGUUGACAAUCCUGAAAAAGAAUUCCAUGUUGGGAAGCUCGUAGUAGGCAGGGUGUUAGCUGUGGAGCCUCUAUCAAGACGAGUUGAAGUUACCUUGAAAACAUCAAAUGCAACCAGUGCAACAAAAUCUGAAAUUAAUGAUUUUAGUAGCCUGCAUGUUGGAGAUAUAAUUUCUGGUAGGGUCAAGCGUGUGGAACCAUAUGGUUUAUUUAUUGCCAUGGAUCACACAAACUUGGUUGGAUUAUGCCAUGUCUCAGAGCUAUCAGAUGAUCGUGUUGAGAACAUUGAGACAAAGUACAAAGCAGGAGAGAAGGUCAGGGCAAAAAUAUUGAAGGUGGACAAGGAAAGACACCGAAUUUCUCUUGGCAUGAAAAAUUCAUAUUUGGUGGAUGGUAGUGAUAAUCAAAUACAUUCGGAAGAAGAUUCUGAAGAGGAUAUAAGGGAAACUGUUUUCAUGGAUGAUUCAAGAGCAGCAACAUUAAUGGAAAACAAUCUAAGCAUUCAGAAUAUGGACGUUGAAUAUGAAAAUAGAGGAAGCUUGGUUCUUGCUCAAGCAGAAUCAAGGGCUUCCAUUCCUCCACUUGAAGUUACUCUUGAUGAUAUUGAGCACUCUGAUAUUGACAACUCAAUCAGUAACAAUCAAGCAUGUGUUGAUGAAGUGGACCCCAUGGAUGCGAAGAACAAAAGAUGGGCAAAGAAGAAAGCAAAGGAAGAGAGAGAGCUAGAAAUCAGAGCAGCUGAAGAAAGAUUGUUGGAGAAAGAUGCACCAAAAACUGCUGACGAGUUUGAGAAACUUGUUAGAAGCUCUCCAAACAGCAGUUUUGUUUGGAUAAAAUACAUGGCUUUCAUGCUUGACCAGGCUAAUGUGGAGCAAGCCCGUGCUAUUGCUGAAAGGGCUUUGAGAACAAUAAACAUUCGAGAGGAGAAUGAGAAGUUAAAUAUCUGGGUGGCAUACUUCAAUCUGGAGAAUCAAUAUGGAAAUCCUCCUGAGGAAGCUGUCCUAAAGGUAUUUCAAAGAGCAUUGCAGUAUUGUGAUCCCAAAAAGGUACACUUAGCACUCUUGGGGAUGUAUGAGAGGACAGAUCAGCAUAAGUUGGCUGAUGAGCUUCUAGACAAAAUGGUCAAGAAGUUCAAGCACUCAUGCAAGGUUUGGUUGAGGCGGGUGCAGAUGCUAUUGAAGCAACAGCAGGAUGGGAUUCAAUCUAUUGUAAACCGCGCUUUAUUAUGCCUGCCACGCCAUAAGCAUAUCAAAUUCAUCUCACAGACUGCCAUACUGGAGUUCAAGUGUGGGGUUCCAGAGAGAGCAAGAUCCAUGUUUGAAGGCAUUUUACGGGAGUACCCCAAGAGAACAGACUUGUGGAGCAUUUAUCUUGAUCAAGAGAUUCGACUUGGAGAUGUUGAUGUCAUCCGCGCACUGUUUGAGAGGGCAACUAGCCUAAGCCUACCCCCCAAGAAAAUGAAAUUCUUGUUCAAGAAGUAUCUUAAGUAUGAGAAAUCACUUGGGGAUGAAGAAAAGAUCGAAUACGUCAAACGAAAAGCCAUGGAGUAUGUUGAAAGCACACUUUCUUGAUUGUAUACUCAAAUGUUCAGCUAAGCAUUGGCUGCUGUACAGUAGAAACCAAAGGACAUCCCACCUGAUUCUAUCCAACUCAUUUUGUCCAAUUUUGUUGUUAUGGUCACUCAAUCCUGAAAAUUUUGUCAAUCCCAGAUAUUUGUACUUAACCUUAAAUUAAAAUGUGAGUUCCUUCCAUCAAAAAAAAAAAAAAAUGUAAGGU
Molecule: messenger RNA, 6084 nt
Organism: Rubroshorea leprosula
Lineage: Eukaryota; Viridiplantae; Streptophyta; Magnoliopsida; Malvales; Dipterocarpaceae
Source: the annotation of a GenBank genome assembly